AUGGCAACGCUAGCCUCCGGCACCAACACCACCAUGGCCGUCGUCAUGCUCGUCCUCAUCCUCAUCAUCGUCUCCUCCUUCUCCGUCGCCGUUGUGGCAGACGCCAAGUUCAUCGCGCGGGUAUGCAAGAACAUCGAGGAGACCAACGGCCACUGCGUGGAGGUGCUGAGAAGCGACCCGCGGAGCUUCAACGCGACGUCGACGCGCGACCUCGCCAGCAUCAGCCUCGACAUCGCCACCUCCACCCGGAGGGACAUCGCCAAGGGCAUCGACGACGAGGCGAGCCAGCACGACGAGCGCUCCCCGAUCGGGGAGGCCCUGAUCGACUGCGCCAGCUACUACGCCUAUGCCGAGCAGCCACUCGAGGACGCGCGCGAGAGCUUUGAUAAGGGCGCGUACCGCGAAGCAAUGGAUGGGGCUGGGGAGGCGGAGGAAGCCGGGGACAGGUGCGAGCAGGCCUUCUCCGACAGGGAGCUCGCCUCCGUCGUGGCCGCGCUCGACGAGAGGAUGAAUCAGCGGUGCGACGUCGCCGCCCUACUCAUCGACCUGCUCUUCGUCACCUGA
Lolium perenne is the source of this 564-nucleotide messenger RNA. RefSeq lists its product as uncharacterized. Gene Ontology annotation, molecular function: enzyme inhibitor activity. The record is from RefSeq and is a predicted model, not a curated record. Lineage: Eukaryota; Viridiplantae; Streptophyta; Magnoliopsida; Poales; Poaceae.